AUGGAGCUUCAAAAUCUUAUGGCUGGUGGUGGUUUCAGCAAUGUUGGUGGUGUAGGUUUCGUAUAUGGUGCUGGGUACGGCAAUGGAGUUGGUGGUGGGGGUUUUGGAGGUGGUUUUGCUUUCGACAAUGUUGGUGGUGGUGGUUUUGGAGGUGGUUUUGCUUUCAGCAAUGUUGGUGGUCGUGGGUUUGGAGGUGGGGUUGGCUUCAACAAUGGUGAUGGUGGGUUUGGAGUUGGUGGUGGCUUCGAUAUUGGUGGUCGUGGUGAUGAUGGUGUUUCUGGUGGAGGUGGUGAAGCUUUCGGCAAUGGAGGGGGAGGGGGAGGUGGUGAAGCUUUCAGCAAUGAUGAUGGUGAUGCUUCGGCAAAUGGAUAUCAUGUUUAUGCUUUGGCCAAUGAUGAUGAUGUUGCUCAUUCUUCGGUCAAUGUGGAUGAAGAUGAUGAUCAAGGUGCUAUGGCCAGUGGUGGAGGCGACGAUCUUAUAACAAUGAUGAUGUUGCUAGAUUUAUUUGAUGUCCGGCGGUGA
Messenger RNA from Aegilops tauschii subsp. strangulata, 522 nucleotides. The record is from RefSeq and is a predicted model, not a curated record. NCBI's taxonomy places the organism in Eukaryota, Viridiplantae, Streptophyta, Magnoliopsida, Poales, Poaceae.